UUGGGGUUCCAGAUACCCCGUAGCCGGCGCGCGCUGCCUCUGACAUCCCCCUCUCAGCCCCCCCCCCACCUGACCCCUAAACUUUGGCGUCCUGCCGACAUUCGUCCCUACGGUGUACCUAACCCUACUCCAGCAAUCCCCGACCCACAACAGUCCUCCCCACAUCCCUCCGAGGCGGCCGGCGGAGAGCCCAGGGCGCCUUUUGCACCGGUGCAGCGAGCGUGGGGUGCAAAGGUAACCCCGCAGCGCUGGGCGUAGGGCUCCCCGAAACGGCGGGGCGACUGCCUGGGAGUGGCCGGGAGCUCAGGGCUGGGAAGCCUCCGCAGCAGGCCCGGCCCCCACCGGCGAGCGCCGUCAGCUGUGGGGCUCGUUUCCAAGGUCUCUGUGUUGGUUAGUUGAAACAAAAAAUAAAUAUGGCCUUCUACAGUUACAAUUCAUUCUUAGCUACUUUCUGGACAAGAUUGCCUAACCAUUUUGUCUAUCCUUCCUGCUCUCAUUCCCCAUCACUUGCAUUUCUCCACUUGCCAGAUUCUCAUUUACGUACAACCUAUAUGAAAAACUAUGGAAGCAGGAAGUACUCCUAUCCCAGUCUGCCAAGCAACAAGGUCCAUCCCUUACGAACUAGACUAAUACAAAAACUGCACACAUCGACUUGCUGGCUAUACAAUGUCCCUGGUAAACCUCAGCUGGAGCAAAUCCCAGGAAAGCCAAAGGUGACAAGCCCUCAGCCUACCAAAGAAGCUAAGAAAGAAGUUACAGAAGAAAAGCGGUCUUUGAGACAAAAAAUCAUGGAUGAACUUAAAUACUAUUACAAUGGAUUCUAUUUACUUUGGAUUGACACGAAAGUUGCUGCCAGAAUAGUUUGGAGGCUGCUGCAUGGACAGGUGCUAACCAGACGAGAGAGGCGAAGGCUGUUGAGAACUUGUGCUGAUGUCUUCCGCUUGGUUCCAUUUAUGGUGUUCAUAAUUGUACCUUUUAUGGAAUUCUUGAUACCAGUGUUCCUGAAGCUCUUCCCAGACAUGUUGCCAUCAACUUUUGAAAGUGAAUCCAAAAAGGAAGAAAAGCAGAAAAAGAAGAUGGCUGCCAAAUUGGAACUAGCAAAAUUCCUACAAGAAACAAUAAAAGAAAUGGUGAAGAGAAACCGAGCCAAGUUGGGAGACGCAUCGACAGAGCUUUCUUCCUAUGUAAAACAGGUCCAAACAGGCCACAGGCCCAGCACUAAGGAGAUAGUUGGCUUUUCCAAACUCUUCGAGGACCAGUUAGCCCUAGAACACUUAGAUCGACCCCAGCUGGUGGCCCUGUGCAAGCUGCUGGAACUUCAGACCUUCGGAACAAACAACUUGCUCCGCUUUCAGCUCCUGAUGACACUUAAGUCUAUAAAAGCAGAUGAUGAGAUAAUUGCCAAAGAAGGGGUGAAGGCUUUGAGUGUGUCAGAACUCCAGUCUGCGUGCCGGGCCCGAGGGAUGAGAUCACUAGGCCUCACCGAGGAACAACUGUGUCAGCAGCUCACAGAGUGGCUGGACCUCCACUUGAAGGAAAAUGUCCCUCCUUCUCUUUUGCUCCUGUCACGUACCUUCUACCUGAUCGAUGUGAAGCCCAAGCCUAUUGAACUGCCGCCGAGUAUAGAGGCUCCAAAGACCAAACUUGUCAUGGUGUCAUCUACUCCCCCUGAGUCACCAGAGAAUGUCUCAGACCCUGCACCUCAACUAAAGGGAACUAAGGACGAAGAAUUUAUACAACUGCCCUCGGGACCAUCAUCACACAUAACACCGCCAUCAGAUAUCUCCAAAGAAGCAGUCCUCCAGGCCAAGUCCCAGAAGACUUCACAGAACAGCAAGGCUAAUUCAAAAGGAGCCUAAGGAGCCCUUGAGGCUGGAGCUCAUUCUCUGCAGUCACUGCCCCUCAGCAGUGGCGUCCAUGACGGAAUUCUAGCUGAGCAUGUCUGGCUUGAGAUAAAGGAUCAGCCAUUAAGUCGUUGGAGGCCUCAUGACCAUUCCAGAGAUGCAAGCAGUGACACCAAGUUCAGGCCAUUUAGAGAAGCUUAAUUGCAGUCUAUCUGUACUGUCUAAUUGUGUCAUCUUACUAAAUGUUGCGUAAAGCCACCCCCACCAUGUUGUCUUUGAAUGGCUUCCUGUGUGCUUUUUGGGAGGGGGCCAGCACUGGGGACCGAGCUCAGGGACCCGUGGUUCCUAGACAGGAACUGCAUCCCUCAUCCUUUAACUUUUUCUGAUUUU
This is a messenger RNA of Acomys russatus (golden spiny mouse), 2234 nucleotides long. It is a transcript of the gene Letm2, whose product is annotated as leucine zipper and EF-hand containing transmembrane protein 2. Bases 414 to 1859 code for a protein of 481 amino acids. Gene Ontology annotation, biological process: intracellular monoatomic cation homeostasis. Lineage: Eukaryota; Metazoa; Chordata; Mammalia; Rodentia; Muridae. Gene Ontology annotation, molecular function: ribosome binding. The record is from RefSeq and is a predicted model, not a curated record. The transcript has 11 exons. Gene Ontology annotation, cellular component: mitochondrial inner membrane.